AUGGCUUUAACACGUAGAGACGAAAUAGCUUCUCGUUUGAAGCAUUUCAACGGCGGUGAUCAAUAUGAUGUGAUUGAUAUUGUGGGUGAAGGUGCUUAUGGUGUUGUUUGUUCUGCCGUCCAUAAGCCAACUGGACAAAUGGUUGCCAUCAAACGUAUCUUGCCUUUUGAUCAUGCCAUGUUCUGUCUAAGAACCUUGCGUGAAAUCAAGUUGCUCAAGUAUUUCAAUCAUGAAAAUAUUAUCUCUAUUCUUGAUAUCAUGAAGCCAAAGUCGAUUGAGGAUUUCACUGAAGUAUAUCUUAUUCAAGAAUUGAUGGAGACAGAUAUGCAUCGUGUGAUUCGUACGCAAGAUCUCUCGGACGAUCAUUGUCAAUAUUUCACCUAUCAAACACUGCGUGCCUUGAAAGCAAUGCAUUCUGCCAAUGUGCUUCAUCGUGAUUUAAAGCCAUCCAAUUUGUUGUUGAACGCUAAUUGUGAUUUAAAGAUUUGCGAUUUGGGUUUAGCAAGAUCUGCUAAUUCGGCUGAUGAAAAUAGUGGGUUUAUGACAGAAUAUGUUGCAACAAGAUGGUACAGAGCACCCGAGAUUAUGUUGACAUUCAAGGAAUACACCAAAGCAAUUGAUGUGUGGUCCGUUGGAUGUAUUUUGGCUGAAAUGCUGAGCGGAAAACCACUAUUUCCAGGCAGAGAUUAUCAUCAUCAAUUAACAUUGAUCCUCGAUGUGCUCGGUACACCUACCAUGGACGACUUUUAUGGUAUCAAAAGUCGUAGAGCGCGCGAUUACAUCCGUAGCUUACCUUUCAAAAAGAGAAUUCCAUUCGCACGAUUAUUCCCAAACGCAAAUCCCAUGGCUGUCGAUUUGCUUGAAAAACUAUUGACAUUCAAUCCUACAAAACGUACCACAGUGGAAGAAGCAUUGAAGCACCCCUACUUGGAGCCAUAUCAUGAUCCUGAUGAUGAGCCCGAUGCUCCACCAAUUCCCGAAAGCUUUUUCGAUUUUGAUAGAUACAAGGAUCAACUUACCAAAGAGCAACUGAAGCAAAUGCUAUAUGAUGAGAUUGCUCAUUAA
Mucor velutinosus is the source of this 1065-nucleotide messenger RNA. RefSeq lists its product as uncharacterized. Gene Ontology annotation, biological process: protein phosphorylation; intracellular signal transduction. Bases 1 to 1065 code for a protein of 354 amino acids. Gene Ontology annotation, cellular component: cytoplasm; nucleus. The record is from RefSeq and is a predicted model, not a curated record. Lineage: Eukaryota; Fungi; Mucoromycota; Mucoromycetes; Mucorales; Mucoraceae. The transcript has 10 exons. Gene Ontology annotation, molecular function: MAP kinase activity; ATP binding.